GGAUCUCUUGCUGUCUGUGGCACUUGGCCAGGUACUCUCCCUCCUUAUCUGUGGCAUUGGUCUCACGAGCAAGUAUUUGUCAGAAGAUUUCCAUGCCAACACACCUGUUUUUCAGAGCUUCCUCAAUUAUAUCCUUCUAUUCUUGGUCUACACAACAACGCUAGCUGUCAGACAAGGAGAAGAAAACUUGCUGGCAAUUUUGAAAAGGAGAUGGUGGAAGUACAUGAUCCUGGGGAUAAUAGAUAUAGAAGCCAAUUACCUGGUAGUCAAAGCUUAUCAAUACACCACUCUUACUAGUGUACAGCUCCUAGACUGUUUUGUCAUCCCAGUGGUGAUACUGCUCUCCUGGUUCUUCUUACUGGUACGAUACAAGGCAGUACAUUUCAUUGGGAUUGUGGUCUGCAUUCUGGGCAUGGGCUGCAUGGCAGGAGCAGAUGUCCUCGUUGGGAGACAGCAAGGAGCAGGUGAAAAUAAACUGAUAGGGGAUCUCUUAGUACUGGGCGGAGCAACGUUAUACGGCAUCUCGAACGUUUGUGAGGAGUAUAUUGUCCGAAAUCUGAGUCGAGUGGAAUUCCUGGGCAUGAUCGGACUCUUUGGCUCCUUCUUCAGUGGAAUUCAGCUUGCAAUCAUGGAACACAAAGAGCUGUUGAAAGUUCCCUGGGAUUGGCAAAUAGGCUUGUUGUAUGUUGGCUUUAGUGCCUGUAUGUUUGGCCUCUACAGCUUUAUGCCAGUGGUCAUAAAGAAAACCAGUGCUACUGCCGUCAACCUCUCCCUACUCACAGCUGACCUGUACAGCCUCUUCUGUGGAUUAUUCCUCUUCCACUACAAGUUUUCAGGACUUUACUUGUUGUCAUUCUUCACUAUCCUUGUUGGGCUGGUGCUCUACUCCUCCACGUCCACCUACGUAGCCCAGGAUCCUCGGGUGUACAAGCAGUUUCGAAACCCUUCAGGACCUGUUGUAGACCUGCCAGCCACCGGCCAGCUGGAGCCUUCGGUAACAUACACCAGCCUGGGGCAGGAGACAGAAGAGGAGCCUCACGUUAGAGUCGCUUAAACCCAGGGCUGUUGAUCACCUGCUGAUGAUUCAGUGGAGCUCGUAUAUCCAUUAUCUCUGUAUUGUACAUAGAGAAAGGUAUUUACCAGGUGCAGUUACACCGGUGAGCUGCAAGGUAGCAAAUAAGGAAAGCUCAUAAAGAUACAAACUACUCGUUCCAGGGUGUUCAUUGCAAGGAGAUGCCAGUCCCUCGUUUAUGAUACGAGCAGCAUGUUUGCAAUACAAACUGCUGUAUAUGAAUCAGUUAAUGUCAAACUACCUUCGAAAGAUAUUCAAUAUCUAAGCUGAAAUUACAAAAAGAAAUUCAUAGAAGGGUGUUAUUGCACCCAGUGAGUGAUAUUAUGCCUAAGCCACACCAGUUGUGGAAAAGCCACCUUUUUACAGCAAAUACACUUGUGCAGUCACUGUUAAUUUCUCUCUAAGAUUUGUUUGUUUGCACAAAAUAGAUGGGUUACUCGUGGUAGCAACACCCUGACACAUUUUUGCUAGCACCUUGGAUUUCGUGAGGGUAAGACAAUGAAUUCAUCUGUGCUAUCUGUCUAGUUGCCCUUUCUAGGUAAUCUGUUCCAUGAAUCCAGAGAAGGGACAACUUACAAUAUCCGUCUCUAUUCUAGGAAUAGGUAUAAGGCGAGCAUUUUAGCCUUUCUAUAUUUGCAGCAGUGAAGUACUCAAGCAUUGACCUCUCUAUGAUCCAUGGCAGAUUUCCUAGCGGCUGAGGUUCUGCAUCAGGUGACAGGGAGUUAGUUUCUCUGUAGUCGUGACUUAACACAGAUUUCUUACUUUUUAAAUUUUAAUCUGUAAAAAGAAAAACGCAUUUUCUAGUUUCCUAUGUAUUGUACCUCUCCAUGGUAAGAUGACAUGUCGUGUGGAUCAGGGCACUUAUUUUAGAUACUCAGUGCAUCGAGGGCGCCUUCUGCUGUUCCAGUUUGCUUAGUCUCCUGUGGUUCAUUAUGCUAACAAUAGCUAUUUAGAAAUGUGUCAGUUUUUCCCCCAAACCCACAAAUUGUAAAAAUCAGGAAGAUUAAGUGAGGAAUUCAUGAGCAGAAAGACUGGACCAUCUGCUGGUGUUGCUGCAGUAGCAUAAAGGCAUUCAUAUCAGCAGGGUGCAGGCAAUUAUUUUUCAUUAACUACAAAACUAGCAGAAGAAUUCAGCAGUUUUCUUACAUUCCUGGGGACAUGUGAAAAUAGUAAGAGUGUGUUCCACAACUGUACUUCUGCUCCAGGAGCCUUAUCAGAACAGGGGAAAUCUUAGUCACCACCAUGAAAAAUCCAUCUCUGCCUGUAUGUUUGCUCUUCUGAGAGCCCAAUAAGAGGAAAUCAUUAUUUCAACAUCCAUCAUCUAUUUUUAAUUUAAGGAAGGAGAGAUGAUCUUAUGUCUGACAGGUAGGAGAGGGAUCCAGGAGAGCUUGGUUUUAUUCACGGAUCUGCCACAUCUCUGCGUGAUCCUUGAGCAUGACUUAACCUUCUGUGUGGCUGAGUUUCCCAGUCUGUAUAUAUGGGAACAAUGAUAUUUUACCUACCUCACAGGGGUGCUAUGGGACCAAGUUAGUUUAAAAUGCUUCAGGCUUCCUUCUUCAGAAGGAAGGAGUUUACGAAGUACACAACAGUGCUGUAAAAGUGUGAAUACAUUCGUUGUAUUUGAAAAUGGAGUUUAUGGCAGGGUUGAUGAAUAUUUUGCUUGUGGGCAUAGAAGAUGAAUUUGAUUUGAAUGUUAUUCUGCUGAAGAAGUCUGUCACAAGCAAAAAUGUAGGGCUUCAUGUUUGAAAAAUACAACUUACCUAUUUCUAUUUUUAAAAGAAAAAAAAAAUCAAUCUGUACUCUGGAGAUUAGAAAGGCCACACAGUUCAACCAAGCAGGAUGAAUUUCUGCUGAAGUAACAUUCAUCUUUUAUAGUCCUGUUCUGCUUUAAUAUAGAAGGGACUUCCCUGAAGCAGACUGGGAGAAGUAUGUACGCAUAAUAUACAUGAAGUGGCAAAUGCCAAAACGCUAUUGAACAGCAGAAGUAUGUUGUAUCUUAUUCUUGCCGUGGAUGAGGAGAAGAGGCGAUUUCUGUUCCACCGUGUUUAGGCUGUCUGCCACGAUCCUGCUGCAGCUGAGGGAAGGGUCUGCAGUAUUGCCAAACCAUGCCCAAAACCAGCCCAAAAACCUUGGUUAAAAUGGCUUGGUUUUAAACUCAUAACAAAUGUAUGAUUU
This is a messenger RNA of Haliaeetus leucocephalus (bald eagle), 3247 nucleotides long. RefSeq names its product solute carrier family 35, member F1 (gene SLC35F1). The transcript has 7 exons. Gene Ontology annotation, cellular component: membrane. The annotation marks the transcript as partial. Gene Ontology annotation, molecular function: transmembrane transporter activity. Gene Ontology annotation, biological process: transmembrane transport. NCBI's taxonomy places the organism in Eukaryota, Metazoa, Chordata, Aves, Accipitriformes, Accipitridae. The record is from RefSeq and is a predicted model, not a curated record.